CGUCGUCUGUCAGUUGUCAGUCAAUGAAAGUGUCUUUACUUUAAACGUCAAAAAUUAAUUUGGUUUUUGAAGAGUGAGAUUUUUUGAGAAGUGUGUGGCUGUGCGAAAAAAAAAGUUUCAGGAGUGACAAUUUCUUUACAAAAAUGACGGAUAUGGAAUCCCCCAAGAAGAAUAACGAUUGUUAUUUUUAUUAUUACUCCACAUGCUCAAAGGGUGAUAGUUGUGGUUUCCGACACGAACCAUCAGCAUUAGGCUGUGAAACCAUGUGCUCCUUCUGGAAGGAAGGCAAAUGCUUAAAUAUCCAUUGCAACUUUCGACACAUGGAACUUAGAAAAAACCGUAAAGUUAUUCCGUGCUAUUGGGAGGCGCAACCUGGCGGUUGUUUGAAGCCGCACUGUCCUUUUAUGCAUCAAACCGAUCCGCCUGUCUCAAGCAAUGAUGGAAAAAUUAAUAAGUCUGAACCGAGUGCCCUUCUUCCAGAAAAUUGCACCCAAGCCGGCAACUACUCAUCUUCCGUUGACAGCAUCGUUGUCAAUUUCGAAGAAGAGUCCGACAAUGAAACAAGUCCAACGAUGUUUCCUGUUCCUGUCGCGUCUAAAGUGAAGACUCUCGAGGAAAUCAAAUUAGAAAAAAUUGCUGCAGCUUGUGCUGCUUACUAUUCAUAUCCUGAUGAAGAGAUGCCCGAGUACAGUAGCUCUCACCAACAAACGCCUACACUAUCCAACGACGAUUUGCGACAAAGAAUUUUACAAAAAGUAAAAGCCAAAGACAACUCCCAAGAACAAAAACUCAGCCGGAAGCAAUUAGCGUACAUUUUAGGCGAUAGCUCGUUGAGCAAAAAAAAACGAGCCGAUUCGGACCCUUCGGACAAAUACCCGCCUCAAAAAAAACGAAAAACUUUACCAACAACAGAAGUAGAAAAUAAGGAAAUUAAAAUAAAAACUUUACAAGAAAUUCGUGCGGAGAGACAACGAGAAACUAAAACGAACCAACAGGAAACCAAAACGAACGAAAUUGAUGAUUCUGAAGUGACUAGCACAAGUAAUGAAGACAAUGAACAACGAAAAGUUGAAAUAAAACCGCUCAGAAGGCUUAAUUUAAGGAAAAUUAUAGUAAAUAAGCCUGCACCGGAAGCAAUAAGUGAAAAUGUUGAAAGUACAUCUAAAAACAUAGAAAAUAUUGAAAGUGAUGAUAAGCCGCCAAAAUUAGAGAAGUCUUUAUCGAAUAAAACUGUUGAGGAAUCUUUGCUUUUGCUGGACGAUGAUAUGGAUGAAGAAGAAAAUAAUGAUUUUAAUUUAUCAGUGAAAUCUGAGGAUGAUCUUUUUAAGGAAAUUGAUCAUUUGCUAAAAAACUAAGAAGAAAUUUAUUAGAAACUUAAGAGAAAAAAAUACUUAUUUUAAUUAUCUAAUAAACUGUUUAAUUUAUUAAUCGAAAUCUUUUUACUAUGUAAAAGGCUUUGGUAAAAGGCCACUUUGACAUUUUUCAAAAACAUAUAUUUAUUCACAACUGUCAACUGAUCUUUUCGCGAUUUCUUUACUUAGCCCUAGGCAACUCUAUAUUAUAGUCUGUACUGCCUAAUGACCAUUAUGUAUUGUUUACUUAAUCUUCUCUGACUGUAGACUAGCUAUACACGCAGGACCAGGGCUGGGAUCACGACAAGUAGCAUUCUACUUUCAUGACGUCACCC
Ceutorhynchus assimilis (cabbage seed weevil) is the source of this 1687-nucleotide messenger RNA. The record is from the annotation of a GenBank genome assembly. NCBI's taxonomy places the organism in Eukaryota, Metazoa, Arthropoda, Insecta, Coleoptera, Curculionidae.